GUAAUCUACAGAGCUAGCGUUUGAGGCCCAUUGUUUCUCAUACGUUCUCUCAGAUAUUUUCAUCAGGUCUUCGUCAGCUACUGAUUGCCACGGUCAGGAUUCAUAAUGACCAAUAGAACACCACGCAUACUAGAGAGGGUACCAAAGCAGAAUCCGGAUGGCACAGACAUCAUAUACGUUGACGGAUUCGAAGGCGCGGAGCCUGAUUUGGCCCACGGAGAAUGGGUCAAUCAAUUGCACACUAUAUGUCAGGCAAAUAUCUCAGCCGCAAUCAUUCAUCUUCCUCUGGGUAUGCAGUUUGCCAACAGACCUGAUGAUCUUACCAAUGCGUUGCACAAUGUGCGAGACAUCCUCCUAUUGGAGUUGUACGCCUUCUACGAACAGAGGACGUCGCACAUUGUCUUUGUUGGCUUUCGCUUAGCAGGGAUCGCAUUGAAGCAAGCUCUUUGUUCUGCUCGACAAAACCAGGAGAGUAACGCUCAGGCCAGAAGUUUAUUAGACAACAUCGACGGAAUCAUCCUCGUGGGCACUCCCCAACUCGAUGAGGUUGAUAAAGUCGACGCUGCAAAAGCUCUUUCAAGAUUGAUCAGCGGCAAAUCGAUACCAGGUAAGAAGGUAACAAAACUGGAUGAACCGCUUAAAUCUGUCAAGAAGAUAGCGCAUGACUUCGAUAAUCAAUACUUUGACUUCCCCAUAGCGACUUUUGUCGAAACUGUCAGGAAACAGUACGGCCGUCGAAGAUUCCGCAACGGUGGUAGGAGAGAGGAGCGAGUGUGGGUCGACAAAGCAGCGGGAAGAACAAUACCUAUGAGUGGCGAGUUGGCCGACUUCUUCAAAGGCGCAAACGAUCUUGAGCUUACGGACCUGCUAAAAGAGAUCGCACAAAAGGCACGUCGGAGGGCAAACAACUACGGGAUCUUACAGGAAGAGACCAGGACAGAUACAACAUCAUCAGACAUCGCAGCAAGUGCAGGCAGCUCGAGUAGUGAGAGAGUCAGGCAACCUUUAUCCGAUAUCAAAUCGAGAGCACGUUUACGAAAGAGGCUUGCAAAUACCAAAAGCAUGGCGACUAGUGUUCCUACAGCCCGUGUUCCUUGCUAUUAUCAUCUUCCAAAACCGCCAACAAACGGGCUGUUUGGGAGGGACGAUCUAUUGAAAGACAUACACAAGGCGCUUACUGAGGGUUCCGCCGUAAGUAGCAAUGCGAAGCAAAGGGCGCCACAGGGGGCUGUCCCGCCUCAACUAAGGGCCUUUGUUCUGUCCGGAAAGCCGGGAUUUGGCAAAACCAGCGUCGCAAAAGAGUAUAUCCAGCGAUACAAGGCUAACUAUGAUACCAUCGCAUGGAUUGACGCUGAUAAUAAAUUGACGCUGAUAAGCGAAUAUGCCGCAUUUGCCUCGAGCUUGGACAUAGUGUCGGCCCAGGAGAAUGACGAUACAGCCAUCGUGGCUGUCUUGCGCCAAUGGCUUCAUGAACCGGAAUCGAGAAACCGACGAUCCAACGAAACAAAACCUGCUACAUGGCUGAUUGUAAUGGACGAUGCCAAAGCUGCCAACUUCACUGUUGAUCUUUGGCCUAGGGAAGCUGACGGAGCCAUUCUCGUCAUCAGUCGAAAUCAGAAUCUCCGAUCUCGCGCGUUCCUAGAUACAAAUGGAUGCGAUCUUGGACCUUUAUCGACACAUGAAGCGGUGCGGUUAUUCUCAUCAAUUGCUGGUCUACCAUCUAGCUCGUCCAACGACCCCAAUAUCAUAGAUAUUGUUCAGGACUGGCAAUGCAUUCCAUAUGCGGUUGCUAGUGUAGCAACAGCAUUCCGCAACGGUGUAGAAAGCCUUUCCCAGUUUAAGCUUUCCCAGGCCUCCCAAAAGAAGCGAUUCCUUGACCAAGGAACAUCAAGCCUGCCAUCCAUAGCCGCAAUGUGGGCGCUGGACAAGCGAAGUCCCUCCGAAGCUGCCCUGUUGAGUGUUCUGGCUUUCCUCCGUCAUGUACAGAUCCCGGAGCAACUUCUCACGACGCACUGGGCGAUCACCAAUCUUGGUUACUACCCUGAUCCAAAUAGCUAUAUUUCAUGCCGCAAGAGUCUCCAAGAAGAUAGACUCUUGCAUUACAAUGAGAACAGCGAAACCCUUUCCAUUGAUGAGAUCCUCCAAGGCGCAAUAAAGGCUACGUACCUCAAAGAUUCUACGACCUUCUCCAGGGCCUUCAUCGCUACAUCCCGGCUUCUAUGUGCCGCAUGGCCGAAAGAGGUCACUGCUGAGGUGAACUUCUCGUUGAUAAAUGUGAAGGACUUGCGAGAUUUGAAGCAAGCCCUACUAUCCCACAUUGACCACGUAUCGAAUUCAUAUCAGAAUGCUGGACUUGAAGUUCAACGCCAUUGCGCAACACGAGAACUCGCAACGGUGCUGGUCGAAACAGCUUGGUUUUGCAUGGGCAGGGGGCUUUAUCCCCGGGCCCUUCCGUUGCUCGAUACAUUUGAUGUCGUGAAAAUCCAUGUAGCGGAAGACAUGGUUGACUUGGUCUCGUCUAGACAUAGCACAGCGGGCGCCAUAGCCAUGGCAAUCAAUGAUCACAAGACGGGACUACGGCACUACCAUGAAUUCAAGUCGACGCAGGAUAUCAUGUUCAAAGAAACUGGAGCGCUCAACAGCAAAUAUGCCGCGGCGCAUUCGGAGCUGGGUAUGGCAUACAUUUACAAUGAAGAAGCCACCGAAGCUGUCAAGCAACUGUUCGACGACUCGAUUCAGAUACGGAAACAACUACCAGGAUAUGAAGAGAUCAAUUUGUUCAAUUGUCUACGCGGAAAGGCGUACUGGCAUCACUUGAAAGAGGAGUUCGAUGAAGCCUCAUCCCUACUCAAAGAAGCAGUAAAACAUCGCUCAGACAAGUACGGCGUGGAUGAUAAAAGAUCAGGACGAAGCGCUGGCUUGCUGUUCGACCUGGGAAAUGUCACAUACAGACAAAACUUCGACAAAAAUUUUGUGGAGUGGAAUGAUCUCGCCCUAGAGCCACAAAGUCUCCCUUCAUCCGUCGAUCAAUCACCGCACAACCAUAAGCCUGUUGACGGCACCUCACCACAAGAUCUAUGCAUGAACUAUUACACCCGUGCGUUGAAUAUCUAUCUCGAAGUCAAAGGUGACGAGCAUGUGGAUGUCGCUCACGCACGUGUCAUGAUCGCACGCCAGAUUCUGGUCAACCAGGACAGGAGCAGAUUGCAUGAAGCAGAACUACUGCUCGACCAAGCCAUUGGCACUCUUUCGCGGACUGGUUACUACAACCGAGAAAUCGCAAGGGCUUUGUUCCUCCAGAGCGAGGUUCUACGCCACGAAAAGAGGCCAGGAGCCGGGAGCGCCAGGCGAAUGGAAGCGAUGGAUGUUCGAGAUGAAUUAUGUCCGGCUGACAAAAUUCCUUUGGAUGAGCUGAAGAUGGAGCAUUUCGACAGCUUAGUGCAUGUACUUAUCCGGUAAAGAUUGUACCAAUUCUACCUAACGCUAUUUGUGUUGAAGUGUAGAAUUUUAGGUGUUGUACUAAGAAAGAUCUGGAAAAUGCCCUUGUUAGUUACUGCAUAUUCUAGCAAAGUAAUGCCCUGUUGAUAUCCCG
This is a messenger RNA of Aaosphaeria arxii CBS 175.79, 3592 nucleotides long. RefSeq lists its product as uncharacterized. The transcript is spliced from 9 exons. Gene Ontology annotation, biological process: defense response to fungus. The coding region runs from base 106 to 3459 and encodes 1117 amino acids. Gene Ontology annotation, molecular function: protein binding. NCBI's taxonomy places the organism in Eukaryota, Fungi, Ascomycota, Dothideomycetes, Pleosporales. The record is from RefSeq and is a predicted model, not a curated record.